Messenger RNA from Paramecium sonneborni, 1122 nucleotides. The record is from the annotation of a GenBank genome assembly. Lineage: Eukaryota; Ciliophora; Oligohymenophorea; Peniculida; Parameciidae.
AUGACUAAAUCAAUGUCUUGGAUUUCAGCAGUAAUUGCAUCUGCUUUUUGUUGGGCUAGUGCAGACACUGCUUUUGACGUCAUUUUGGAUAGUUAAGAAUCUGAUUUGCCAUAAAAGAAAUAAUAAUUACCAUAAAGUACUCAUCUCACUCAUUCAUAAACAAUGUUAUUAUGUGCAUUAACAACUUAUAUUAUUGUAAUAUUCAUAUAGAUACUUAGAUAUUUUUAUACUUUAUUUAUAUUGAAUUGAUUGGACCUUAAUAUUAAGAAUUAGUAGGCAAUUACUCAGUUUUUGGAUCCAUUUAAUCUUUGCCUCUUUUGAUUAUAAGUGGAAUAUUCUCUUAUUAUCAUUAUCAUUAUAUUAUUAGGGCAUUUGAGAAUUCAUCUAGUACAGUUAUAUUACCAUUUUUAUAAGUAUUUAGAUAUAUAAAUAUUAGUUUUCUUCAAUAUUUGCAUUCCUUUUUUCAAUACUUUAAAACUAUUUAUCCAAUAGACCUUAUUUAUCCAGUUAUUUACAUUUAUUAGCCUAUUUUCUUAUUCUUCUUGGUGGUUUAGCCCCAGCUACUGAUGGACAUUUGAUAAAAAUAUUCCAAUUCAAAUUUUGGUCUUAACCAUUUGUUAAAUUUGCUAUUAUUUCAGAUAUGUCACAUGCAAUAUACACAAAUAUUAUAAGCUUUGUAGGUAAAGGAGAAGGAGAAGGAUUAUAAUAUAAUAUAUAUGGUAACAUGGAGUUCUUCAUUCUUACAAGAAUUAUGUUUGUUAUUAUAUAAACAACUAAAUUAAAUUUCAAUAAAUAAAUGUAAAUAGAAAUGAUUUAAUUGUUUAACAAACCAAAAAAUCUAAUAGUUGGCACUAUCAUAGGAGAAAUUAUGACAUUAUUUGGAUAUUUUAGUUCUGUCUAUGCAUAUUAAACAUAUUAUUAAGUAAAAAAAUGAAGUAUACGUUUUAGGCAGGAGUUGUCAGUGCAAGUGAAUCUUCAUUAAAUUUAAUUAUUAAUUUAUUUUUAGCAUAUUUGCUUAAAAAAUACUUAAAUAUUGGAAAAUAAGCAUCAUUACAUAAUUUAGGAUUGAAAAUUGUAUCAUGUGUAACAAUAAGUAUAGGAUUAACAAUUGCUACAAUAUGA